Messenger RNA from Odocoileus virginianus texanus, 1427 nucleotides. RefSeq names its product phytanoyl-CoA 2-hydroxylase (gene PHYH). The record is from RefSeq and is a predicted model, not a curated record. Gene Ontology annotation, biological process: fatty acid alpha-oxidation. Lineage: Eukaryota; Metazoa; Chordata; Mammalia; Artiodactyla; Cervidae. Gene Ontology annotation, molecular function: phytanoyl-CoA dioxygenase activity.
GAGGCGGGGCCCCCCAUCAGAGUUAAGUGCCUCCAGGCCUAGCGCCGUGUAUUGCCCUUCUGCCAUGGAUCGAGACCGAGCUUCCGCUCGCUUGCGCGUCUUGCUGCGACACCUCAGUUGCCGCUCGGCGGGGACCGUUAUAGCUCGCCACACUUCGGGGGUUGGUUCUCUUGCCAGUUUCCAUCCUCAACAAUUCCAGUAUACUCGGGAGAAUAAUGUUCUAAGCCUAGAACAGAGAAAAUUCUAUGAAGAAAAUGGAUUUCUUGUCAUUAAAAAUUUGGUGUCUGAUGCUGAUAUUCAACGCUUUAGGAAUGAGUUUGAAAGAAUCUGCAGAGAGGAGGUGAAACCAUUUGGAUUGUCGGUGAUGAGAGAUGUCACCAUCCCAAAAUCAGAAUAUGUGCCAAGCGAGAAAGUGGUUUCCAAGGUCCAGGAUUUCCAAGAAGAUGAGGAACUCUUCAGAUACUGCACCCUCCCUGAGAUUCUGAAGUAUGUGGAGUGCUUCACCGGACCCAAUAUUAUGGCCAUGCAUACGAUGCUGAUAAACAAACCUCCAGAUUCUGGCAAGAAGACGUCCCGUCAUCCCUUGCACCAGGAUCUGCACUAUUUCCCGUUCAGGCCCAGCAAUAGCAUCGUUUGUGCCUGGACAGCCAUGGAGGACAUUGACCGGAACAACGGCUGUCUGGUUGUGCUGCCGGGGACACACAAAGGCCCCUUGAAACCCCAUGAUUAUCCCCAGUGGGAGGGAGGAGUCAACAUCAUGUUCCACGGGAUCCAGGACUAUGACAAAAACAACGGCCGGGUGCACUUGGUGAUGGAGAAGGGAGACACCGUUUUCUUUCACCCUUUGCUCAUCCAUGGAUCUGGUCGGAACAAAACUCAAGGAUUCCGGAAGGCAAUUUCCUGCCAUUUCGCGGAUGCCAACUGUCACUACAUAGAUGUGGAGGGCACCAGUCAAGAGAACAUUGAAAAGGAAGUUGUCAGCGUGGCCAAGAAAAAGUAUGGAUUUAAAGAAAUCACUCUGAAGGAUGUUUGGACAUUUCGAGGGCGUGUCGUGAAAGGACAAAGAAUCAACCUUUGAAAUAGCCCUUCGCUCAAACUCUUGUCAAGAAAACCAAGGUGCAACAAGAUGUCAGAGGAAAAUCUUUUCUCAAUGAGAUGAUCUAAUCGCUUCUAAUCCAUGUUAACAAAAUCCAAGUGCACGGAUGCAGUUCUUAAUUGCAUAUGGGUAAUAAUGCAGUAUGGUGGGAUGCCUUUAAUGGAUAUAAGAUAGUAAAAGUGAAAUAUUACUGUUUUAAGGAAAACUUGGGGUUGCAACUAACAAAGGUGAUGCAUAUAAAGAAGUGUGUUAAAUCAGUUUCUUUCAUUCAGUUAACUCUUUACCCAAGCAAGGUUUAAUGCUCUGAAACAGAGAACCCACCACCUCCCAA